Anolis sagrei ordinatus is the source of this 947-nucleotide messenger RNA. It is a transcript of the gene PLGRKT, whose product is annotated as plasminogen receptor with a C-terminal lysine. NCBI's taxonomy places the organism in Eukaryota, Metazoa, Chordata, Lepidosauria, Squamata, Anolidae. The record is from RefSeq and is a predicted model, not a curated record. Gene Ontology annotation, cellular component: plasma membrane. Gene Ontology annotation, biological process: positive regulation of plasminogen activation.
AACCGAGAUGCCAGCCCAGGGCAAGGCGUUUGUCGGCCGCUGGAGUGGAGAUCCACCCGGAAACGAGCCCCGUGGUGGCCGACACGUGUCUUUCCCGGUUCGUGGGCGGAGGCUGCGCGUCCACGGAAGCGGUAGGCGGUCAAUAUGGGAUUCAUCUUUUCAAAGUCGAUGAAUGAAAACCUGAAGAGUCAACAGGAGUUCAUGUUGAUGAACUCUCGACUUCAGCUGGAACGGCAGCUCUUGAUGCAGAACCAAAUGAGAGAGAGGCAGAUGGCAAUGCAGAUUGCUUGGACACGGGAAUUUCUCAAGUAUUUUGGAGCAUUCUCUGGACUUGCUGCUGUGGGUCUAACAGUUGGGGCAAUAAAAAGAAAGAAGCCUGCAAUGUUUCUUCCAAUGGUCCCUUUAGGUUUUGUCUUUGCCUAUCAAUAUGAUAUGGGUUAUGGAUCACUCCUGAAAAGAAUGAAGUGUGAAGCAGAGAACAUACUUGACACGGAGAGCACUACACUAGAAAUGCCAAAAGGACCCCUUUCGUUUGAAAGCAUCGAAAAAGCCAGAAGAGCCCAGAACAAGUUUUUCAUUGAAAAGUAGUUUGGCUGCAAACUAAUAUGUGAAAGAAUAAAAAGAUGUAUUUGUAAUUAUGUUGCUGAUUUGAACUAUCUCAUCCAGUAAUAUGUGCAUAGUACUUUUUCAUCAUGACUCGAAUGUAAUCAAAUCACCUGCUUGGCAGAAACAAGAAGCUAGGAGAAGAAAUCCAAGUCCUUUUUUAUCUUCCAAAAGCUGAUUUGCACAAUUUUUGAUCUUCUUAGAAAAGGGGUUCCAUGUGCCAUCCCUUAUCAUGAGAUCACAGAAGAUAACUACACACUGGGUGGAUUGAACAAACCUCUGUUGAAUAAUAUUAUCUAAAUGCAAUGUGUAUUGUGAAAUAAAACCGAUUUAAUACAAUAUAA